Molecule: messenger RNA, 3150 nt
Organism: Caenorhabditis angaria
Lineage: Eukaryota; Metazoa; Nematoda; Chromadorea; Rhabditida; Rhabditidae
Source: the annotation of a GenBank genome assembly
AUGCCAACUUCUACUAAUCUUCCUAAUCAAAAAUCCCUCGAUCUACCUGAAGAUUAUUCGAGCUCUGAUUCCGAUUCUUCACCAGAUAAAGAUUCAAGCAACGGCUCAACAACAACAACAUCAUCAAAUUCUGAUUCAAGCACUGAUUAUGAUUCGGAAUCCAGUGUAGAUAGAAAGAAAAAGGAGAAAGCUGAAUCGGAAAUUCAUCGAGUGGUCAAGAAAAAAAGAAGUCAAAAGAAAAAACAAGAGAAGCAUGAUGAACUGAAAAGACGAAAAAAAAUGGCAAAAACUGGACAAAGACCAUCUUUCGAUAAGAACAAGGAUUAUAAUGAAGAUUUGAUGAAAAUGGAUGACUCGAAAAAUUAUAAUCAAGAGGAUAUUGAGCAAUUGGUUAAGAAACAGUUGGAAACUUUGGAAAAAAAUGUUGAAGGUAUCUCAGGAAAUUUUGGGCAACGAUUUAGCAAGUUGCUGCCCUCUCGCAACUUGCUAUCUCCUUGCUGCAUUUUUAGCGACUCGCGCGAUUCUUGCUGGAUCCAUUUUUAUUGAGAUGGAUAGUGGGCGGAGCAUUUCUUUUGAAAGCAUGUCAAUAGGCAAAACUCAUUUUUUGUCGGGCAGAAAAUAAUUAUAAAUUGAUCCCGAGGACAUCUCCACAAGUUAUUGAAGGGUAUUUUUAUUGCUAUGGCAUUAUAAUGCUACAGUACCACCAAUAACUAAAUUAAUUUUGAUCUCGACAAACUUUGUCUUUCAUAAUAAAAAAAAGAAUGAACCUCUAAUUUUUUCUCGAAAUUUGUUCGGCGACUUGCUGUUUUCUUGCCGUUUACGAAAAAAAAAAUUUCGCUUGCUAUAAUAGGCGAUUCCGCGGCAAACUAGUGUCCGAACCGCAUGUUUUAGCAAGCAGAAUCGCGCAUUCUGGUCAGCAAAAUUGCGAAAAAUCUCCUGAGAUGAAAUUGCGAAAAAUUUACGAAACUACAUAUUAUUUCAGACCAAAAACCUGAAGAAGAUCAAAUAACUUUUGACUGCACUCCAAUGAUUUUAAAUCAUCAACUUUACGAAAUGAUGAAGUCUGUGGAGCAAAUAUCCUCUGAAGAAUCUGAAGUUGAAGCACCUCAAAAUCAAGAAGCCUUCGAGAAGAUUGAUGUUGAAAAAUCACCUGAUUCUUCCGAUUAUGAAAAAGUGGAUAAAAACCAUGUUUCGAAUGAGCAGACUCCUCAAACCGUUUGCGAAUCCAAAAAUGAAGAAUCUACUCUUGGAUGUCCAUCAUUGCCUCAGAUUACUGUGUCCCCUCCUCUUCAAGAAUCAACCACCCAACCAGUUAUCAAAAGUUCAGUGCCAUCAAAUAUUGAUCCGAAAUUGAUUUAUGACUGCACGGGAUAUACAGUUCAAGAUGUUUUGGUGAAUAAUUCUGAACCAAGGAAAAUCUGGGAGCUCUCUGAAAAUACACUAAAAGCCAGUUUUUAUCAUUUGCAUCAUCUGAACAAAUCAAUUUUGGAUUGUGAAAAAGAAAUGGAAUUGAUUGAUAAGAAGUUUAAGGAUAACGAUGAACUUUUGGCAAUUUUUAGAAAAGAUUAUUUGACAAAUAAGAGCAAUCUGAGGGGUCAAUACCAUUCUCUAGGUGAAAUUGACAAAACAAAUCUGUGUGAAAUCCCGGAAAACUAUUCGAAUUUUGGCAAAACUUUUGCCAAAGUUUGGAAAAUCGCAGCGGAAUCUGAUAGAAUUCAACUUUACCACCUGAAUCAAUGCAUUUCAAAGGAUCAAACAUUUCUAAUCCCUGAGAACCACAAUUCACCUGCUCCACAUAAGUUCAUUCUCGCUAAACACAAGCGUGAAUUGCUGAAAAGUUUGGCAAAGCUGAAAAUUCUCAUUCACACUAUUCAAAUGGACAAUGAAUUUUUGAUAAAAGAUGUUAUUGAAAUUCAACCUAUCGAUCAUCUUAAUGCUGAAAUUGAUGUUUUCGAAGAUAUUGAGAAUUCUUUUUCUGAAAAAGAAGAAGAAGUAGAACGAGAAGAAAGUGACGAUGAAGAAACAUAUGUUCUUCGAGACUACAAUGUAACACCACCAUCAAUCGAUAGUCUACCAGUGGAAGUGCAAGAAAAUUUGCGACUCUUGAACUCAAGUGCAAAUUCUGAUUUUCCAUCGAUGACAAUUCUCAUUGAACAACCGGUGAGUUCGAUUUUUCCUGACAUUUUAACAUUUCUUAAAAAAACAAAACAUGUUUUAGCCAAUCUCUGUGUUCAAAAAAAUCGGGCUGAGUAUAGUGGAAAUGGUGGAUCUUCGUGAAAAUUGUCGAAUCUUUGAAACAGAAGGAUUCUGUGAUGCUGCUCCAAUCUUCAUCCCAUUUAUCACGAUUUUCCAGGUGAAUUUUUAAUUCAUGAAGAUUAUUGUGUUUAUCUCAUACAUAUUUUCUAGAUUAUUUUGUUCCAAGCCUACAACGCUCACAAUGUUCUCCACAACAAACCUCCCGUGUGGCACAAUCAACUUUUCGCCGUCUCAAAUAUGGAUGCAAUCAACUUGGCAUCCAAUUUAUACUCACAAUGUUUGUUUGGAAUACCGCUUGAAGUUGCGUUUGGCACCACAAGAAUUGCGAUUUUAUACGCGGUCGCAUCGAUAUUUCCGCUCAUCACAUAUUUCGGAUUCUCACCACAUAGUGUGACACCUGGUGGAUUGGCGCUUUAUGCGUUGGUUUUUCUUCAAGUCGCUUUUCUUUUGAAGGUUAGUUUUUGGGGCUAGAAAAUAUUCUAGUAGGAAAUUUUCUUUAGAAAAUGUAAUUUUUCUGUAUGAGGUUUUCAGAACCGCAAAAAAUCAAAAAAAUUUCAGCAUUGGAAACGAGCUGCCUGCAAUUAUCUACAAGUUGUUGUGAUUCUCCUCUGCAUCAUUGUUGAUUUCAACUUUAAAACAGCUACCAAAUCGCUCUUCGCCGCAAAAAUUCAUUCUGCUAUAACUGGACUCUUCUUCGGACUAUUCUACAUACAUUUUCCAAGAGUUUGUUUCCGCAAAAAAAAUUUAAAAAUCAAAUUGUGUUUUUUUUUCUAGACAAUGAAUCAUCGCUGGAUAAAUGCUCGUUUUGUCUGCUGCGUUUUUUAUUUCAUGUACAUGUUAUGGAUUGUACAAGUUUGUGCUGUUGGAAUGAGAAAAGAAUCUGGAGCAUUCUAA